AAGAAAAGUCUUUAAAGCGAAAACGGAAGUCCACAGACGGGAACCCUCUUGCUCUUGCUUAGCUAACUUUUUAGCUAGCUUUUUUAUCAUAUGAGUCGUAUUUAAGAUUGCCCAGAUGUCUGACAAAACCAUGAAACUCCCAGGAGUUGGGGUCGGGGUUCUGGUAACAGACUCAGCCCACCCCGGCUGUGUUCUCCUGGGAAAACGGAGAAGUGCAAUUGGCAAAGGGAAGUACCAGCUCCCCGGCGGCCACUUGGAGUUUGGAGAGACCUGGGAGGAGUGUGCUCACAGAGAGGUGUUGGAGGAAGCAGGGGUGUGUUUGGUGAACGUCUGCUAUGCCUCUGUGGUGAACUCCAUCAAACUGGAGGAGCAGUACCACUACGUCACCAUCAUCAUGCAAGGACAACUGGACAGGAAGCAGUCAGGAGAGCCAGAGAACCUGGAGCCAGAUAAAAAUGAGGGUUGGACCUGGACUCCAUGGGACCAGUUUCCUCCAGAGGAGCAGCUCUUCUUGCCGUUAGCCAACCUGAGACAACAAAGCUUCCAGCCGUUCAGGAACACAAUAACAUCAAGCAUUGAAACUCAGCUUUAAAGCUCACUGUUGCAUUGGGAAACUUCCCAAGCAAAAUGACAAAUAUACCUCUUCAAAACUCAAUGUCUUGGUUUACAUCAGUGGAUGGAUUACAUGUGGUUUCUAAAAAAAUAAAAUGCAAUUUAGAUUGGCACAAGGAAUUGAAAUGUUUUGAAGACACAACACAAGACACACUAUUUAAAGAUGGUAUUUUUUAAUAUUGCUCUUUGGCACCAGAUGUUUUUUAAAUGUCGUCAUAUUCAGUUAUGUAAAAAAAGAUGUGUGGAUAUGUGUCAGGCAUGGCCUGGAAUAAGAAAUGUAUGGACGUUUAUGAAC
Messenger RNA from Eleginops maclovinus (Patagonian blennie), 907 nucleotides. RefSeq names its product nudix (nucleoside diphosphate linked moiety X)-type motif 15 (gene nudt15). Gene Ontology annotation, biological process: dGTP catabolic process. NCBI's taxonomy places the organism in Eukaryota, Metazoa, Chordata, Actinopteri, Perciformes, Eleginopidae. The transcript has 3 exons. Gene Ontology annotation, cellular component: cytosol. Gene Ontology annotation, molecular function: 8-oxo-7,8-dihydrodeoxyguanosine triphosphate pyrophosphatase activity. The record is from RefSeq and is a predicted model, not a curated record. The coding region runs from base 116 to 592 and encodes 158 amino acids.